Pocillopora verrucosa is the source of this 5313-nucleotide messenger RNA. Lineage: Eukaryota; Metazoa; Cnidaria; Anthozoa; Scleractinia; Pocilloporidae. The record is from RefSeq and is a predicted model, not a curated record.
UCAUGCUUGAAAACUGAAAAUCACAUCAGCAAAACUGCAUGACAGAUUACUUCGCUCAGUUGACCCAUGUAGUUGAAAACCAUCAACUGACGGUCGUUUUAUUUCAAGUGUAAUACAGUGUCAGGUUCAUUUGAAACGUGCUACUCUCAAGCGGAAAUGGUCGUGAAAAGCAAAGUGCCGGACGUUUACAUUCCUGAAGAUCUUUCGUGGCCACAGUUUGUAUUUCAAAACUUUGAAAACUACGGAGACAAGACGGCCAUUGUCGACGGACCAUCAGGCCGUUCGUACACUUUCCAGCAGCUAAUCCAGUUGACCAGAAAAUGCGGGUCGGCCCUUACAAAGAAAGGCUUCAAGAAGGGCGACGUUUUCGCCAUCAUGCUCCCAAACAUGCCAGAGUUUCCGUUAAUUUACUACAGUACUCUUUUAAUAGGAGGGAUCGUAACGACACUAAAUCCAUUGUAUACAGUGGACGAAAUCUCACACCAGCUCCGUGAUGCGGGAGCUACUUCUAUCAUAACAAUUCCACUGUUUGCAGACAAAGCCAAGCAGGGCGCUUCGAAUGUUGGAAUUAAUACAGUGUACGUUGUUGGAGAGGCCGAAAAUUGUGAGUCACUUUCGUCUUUGCUCGAAGACGAAGGCGAAGAUUUUCCGGAAAAUGUCGAGAUCAACGCGAGGGAGGACGUUGCCUGCUUGCCAUAUUCGAGCGGGACUACAGGUCCUCCAAAAGGAGUAAUGCUUACUCAUUAUAAUCUGAUUGCAGAGGCUUCGAUAGUAACUCAUGAUAGUUUCAUGUUAAACAACGACGAGCCAGUCGUACUUGGCCUGUUACCUUUUUUCCACAUUUUUGGACAAAUUAUCUCGAUGUCUUGUGCCUUGUUUAAAGGUGGGAAGGUUGUGUGUGUGCCAAAGUUUGAACCAGAGUCCUUCCUCAAGGUCAUUCAAGACUAUAAGGUUUCCCAUGCAGCUGUUGUACCGUCAAUUGUGCUAUUCUUGGCUAAGAGUCCACUUGUCGAGCAAUAUGACUUGUCCAGUUUGAAGGAUUUGACAUCUGGGGCAGCACCUCUUGGAGGCGAAUUAAUGAAUGCGCUGAAGGAGCGUAUUCCAUCAAUGGAAUGGUGCCGGCAAGGUUUCGGCAUGACAGAGUUGAGUCCUACAUCUCACGUGACACCAUUUGAUAAGAUUAAAAAUGGAUCUGCGGGAAUGCUGCUACCAAAUCUUGAGUGCAAGGUUGUUGACAUUGAGAAUGGUGAUGAGCUGGGUCCCAAUAAGGAAGGCGAGAUUUGUGUCAAAGGACCCACUGUUAUGAAAGGGUACCUUAACAAUCCAGAAGCCACCGCGCAGACAAUUGAUGCAGAUGGCUGGUUGCACACGGGGGACAUCGGCUAUUACGAUGGUGAUGAACAUUUCUUUAUUGUCGAUAGACUCAAGGAACUUAUCAAAUUCAAAGGAUUUCAGGUUCCUCCAGCCGAGCUCGAGUCUCUCCUCAUCUCUAAUUCAGCCAUAGAGGAUGCUGCAGUAAUCGGGGUCCCAGAUGAAAGGGCAGGUGAACUUCCAAAAGCCUUCGUCGUAAAGAAGACCAACGAAAGGAUCACUGAAGAACAGAUAAUAAAAUUCAUUGAAGAGCGAGUGGCACCGCAUAAGACAUUAAAAGGCGGUGUGGAAUUCAUCGAUAAAAUACCAAGAAGUUUGAGCGGUAAAAUACUACGAAGAGAGCUUAAGGCGAGAGUUAUGACAAGACUAACUACAGCUACUGAAAAUAAAAACAACGAAGAAGAAAAAAACGUUAUCCGAAGUAAAAAUCCCGAUGUAGAGAUUCCAGACAAUCUGUCUUGGAAUGAAUAUAUUUUUCAAGACUUUGAUGAGUACGCGGACAGGGAAGCCAUCAGAGAUUCCAUAUCUGACCGCUCAUACUCAUAUCGCCAAAUAAAGGAUUUGAGCAGAACAAUUUCAUCUGCUCUAAACAAGCGAGGAUUUAAAAAAGGAGACGUGUUUGCCAUGUUUUUACCAAAUCUGCCCGAGUUUCCCAUAAUUUACUUCGGUGUGCUUAAGGCAGGGGGUGUGGUCACUGCAGCAAAUCCACUCUUCACAACCGAAGAACUUGCCAAACAAUUAAAACUGGCUGAUGCCAAAUGGAUACUUACCGUACCCCAGUUGGUUCAUCGAGCAAAAGAAGCCAUGCAGGAUCUGGGACGAGAGAAUGUGUUCGUCAUCGGUGACGUCGACGGAUGUGAGUCGCUUUCAGUCCUCCUCCAAGAUGACGGUUCUAGCGUUCCUGACGUCACAGUAAACCCUAAAGAAGACAUAGCGGUUCUUCCCUUUUCAAGCGGGACCACGGGUCAACCCAAGGGGGUUAUGCUCACUCACUACAAUCUCGUCUCAUGCGGAAGUAUCAUGCGAACAGAAGGCUUUCUAAGCUUCAGCGAUACAACCGUUCUUUUAGCAUUUCUUCCGUUUUUUCAUGUCUACGGAAUGGUGGCUAUAAUGUCAAUGGGUCUUCAUUGUGGAAGCACCAUCAUAACUAUGUCACGAUUUGAGCGGGAUAAGUUUUUACACGCACUAGAGAACUAUGAGGUGACCCAUCUUCCCGCGGUACCCCCUGUGGUUUUCUUGUUAGCUAAGCACCCCUCCGUUGAUAACUUUGACUUGUCAUAUCUGACUGAAGUCACAAAUGGAGCCGCUCCCUUGGGAAAACAAGUUUCAAAAGCUCUAAUGGACAGACUUCCGCUCCUCAGCAGCGUGCGACAAGGUUAUGGAAUGACCGAGCUAAGCCCGGUGUGUCACAUGACUCCUGCAGAAAACAACAAACACGGUUCUGUGGGGUGCAUACUGCCAAACUUACGGUGCAAGGUGGUUGACGUGGAGACUGGGGAGGCUCUAGGUCCUGGUCGUGAUGGCGAAAUUUGUGUCCAAGGACCAACAGUCAUGAAAGGAUAUCUCAACAAUCCAGAGGCAACUACACAGACAAUUGAUAAUGAUGGCUGGCUUCACACAGGAGACAUUGGACAUUAUGACGAGGAUGAACAUUUUUUUAUUGUUGACAGAGUUAAGGAGUUAAUAAAAUACAAAGGAUAUCAGGUCCCCCCGGCUGAACUUGAAGCCCUCCUUAUUUCACAUCCUGCCAUAGAGGAUGCAGCAGUCAUUGGAGUUCCGGAUGCAGAGGAAGGCGAGCUGCCAAUGGCCUUUGUGGUGCGUAAAGCUGAUGUCACACUCACUGAAAAGGAUGUCCAUGUAUAUGUUGAUGAAAAUGUAGCAGCUUACAAAAAACUGAGAGGCGGCGUGGAGUUUAUAGAUGAGAUUCCAAAGUCAUUGAGCGGCAAAAUUCUUCGUCGAGAACUGAAAGACAGACUGAAAAAACUGUCCAAAGUCGAGAGCUCUUCGGAGAACCAGUAAAAUGAAAUGAAGCACGUAAUUCUCUUCAAGUACGCAGACAUUUUAAUCCCAGAAGAUGUGUCCUGGCCUCAGUUCAUUUACCAGAAUUUUGAUAAGUUUGGCGAAAAAACUGCGCUUGUGGAUGCUCUGUCUGGGCGUUCCUACAGCUACAAACAACUUAAAAACUUGACGCAAAGAUUUAGUUCAGCAUUGGCCAAACGUGGCUUCAAGAAAGGAGACGUCCUGGCCAUGUUCCUCCCAAACGUUAUCGAAUAUCCCAUAAUUUUCUACGGCACUGCUUUUCUGGGUGGCACAGUCUCGACUGUCAAUCCUUUAUACUCAUCCCAGGAAUUAGCGCGCCAGCUACGAGUAUCAGAAGCAAAAUACAUUGUUACCAUUCCCCCACUGGCGGAAAAGGCCAAAGACGCUGCCGCAUUGGAAGGAAUUCGUUCUGUAAUUGUUGUCGGUGAGGCGCCAGGAUGCGAGCCGUUGUCGUCCUUUUUCGCUGACGAUGGAACAGCUUUUCCGGAGUUUGUGUCUAUCAAUCCAAAGAAGGAUAUCGUUGCACUGCCAUUUUCGAGUGGAACGACAGGAUUGUCCAAAGGUGUCAUGAUAACACAUCACAAUCUUGUAGCUGGGCUGUCCGUUCUAUUUUCGUGUGAUGUCUUCCCCGCGGAUUCGGCUGUCUUAACUUUACUCCCAUUCUAUCAUAUCUACGCCCUGCUUUGCAUGAUGGGAGGAUGUUUACAACUUGGAUGUAAGGUUGUGGUCAUGAUGCGCUUUGAACCUGACUCAUUCCUGAAAGUUAUGCAAGAUUACAAGAUAACAGACGCCCCACUUGUUCCACCGCUCAUUCUGUUUUUGGCUAAGCAUCCGCUGGUGGAUAAGUUCGACUUGUCAAGCUUGGAGCGUGUGAACUCAGGGGCCGCGCCUCUUGGCAAGGAGCUGGAGACAGCCAUGUUAAAACGGCUUACUCAAGUAAAGAGAAUAAGACAAGGGUACGGUAUGACAGAACUCUGUGGAGCAUCCCAUUGCACUCCAGCUGAAGGUAAAACCAAAUUUGGAUCCGUCGGGCUACUACUGCCAAACCUGCAAUGUAAGGUCAUCAGUCCUGAAACUGGAGAGAUUCUCGGUCCAAACCAGGAUGGAGAAAUCUGUGUGAAGGGUCCCUUGGUUAUGAUGGGAUAUACAAAAAACCCAGAGGCCACUGCAAAGACAAUUGACAGUGAUGGCUGGCUUCACACAGGAGAUAUUGGACAUUAUGAUGAGGAUGAACACUUCUUUAUCGUCGAUAGAAUAAAGGAACUUAUAAAAUACAAGGGAUUUCAGGUUCCGCCGGCCGAACUUGAAGCUUUAUUGAUUUCCCAUCCAAACGUUGACGACGUGGCUGUCAUCGGCGUCCCCGAUCUCGAAGCCGGAGAGCUCCCGAAGGCUUUCGUGGUUCGUCGUGGUUCUGUGACGUCAGAGGAGAUAAUGGAAUUUGUGGCUAAAAGAGUGAUACCACAGAAAAAGCUCAGGGGUGGUGUGGAGUUUAUUGAUCAGAUACCAAAAUCACCUAGUGGAAAGAUACUACGUCGGGUGCUAAGAAAUCGCGAGACAGAACGGCUCAACACAGCAAAGUUAUGAAAGGUUUAACCUUAAAUCUCUUCACACGUGAUAUUUCGUCCAACUGGAAGAAGCUGCUUUGAAUCGUAACUGACGUCACGACGACGUAGUCCUAUAGCAACCUCGUUCCCAGGGUCCUCUCUUUUCCUCCCUGAGGGGAGAAGACCCUGGUAACAAUGUUGGCCAUAUGGAUGUGGAUACUUUUUAGUGUCUCAGAUUGGCUGUUGUUUAGUUAAGUUUUUGAUAUGAUUUUUAUAGAAGUUGCUGGCACCAUAGGAAAAAUUCAGCCAUUCCUAACAGCAAAAAUGCUGGUAUUUGAAAUAAACAAACUGAAAGCCA